Messenger RNA from Suillus fuscotomentosus, 762 nucleotides. RefSeq lists its product as uncharacterized. Lineage: Eukaryota; Fungi; Basidiomycota; Agaricomycetes; Boletales; Suillaceae. The coding region runs from base 1 to 762 and encodes 253 amino acids. The transcript has 5 exons. The record is from RefSeq and is a predicted model, not a curated record.
AUGUCCAAAUACCCUACAUCAACUGAGCCAGAGCAGAAUGCCAAACACGUUAGAUUUGAAGGAUCCUACUGCUUGAGAGAUUCUAAAAUGGAAAAAGAGUUUCAUGCGUACCUCAGUGAUCGUCACUGCCUUCUUAAUUGGAUGCAAGCCAGACUUGUGUUGUGCUCUGGAGAUGGUAAUGACAAAACCUCAUUGGUCAAUCUUCUUGCUGUGAAGUGUAAGCACAUCUUGGCCAUGCCAACUGGAUCAAUGAACUCUCAAUCGAGUUUGGCAUCUGGAUCAUGCACCUGUCAGCAUUAUUCUCGCAUGUGUAAGAAUCCAUAUAUCGACAUUGAAGCAGAACAGGACAACAACAACAACAACAACAAUGAAGAAGAUGACCAGGAGGAGGAGAAUAUCAAGAUCAAAAAUGGCCCCCUCAGAUGUGCCAAUGUCAUGCUCCUACCAGGACCAAAGCAUAAGCUCUUCAAUGUGAUUGAUAGGAUUGAGCAGAAUGUACACAGUGGGAGUAGUAGUAUAGUUGAUCGACUGUUGCCAGUCGCACCUUGCUUUAUUGCCGCCUUGCUACCUAAAAGGAUGUAUGUGUUUACUAUCCAUUUGACUAUGAGGAAAUUCCUUGCCAAGCACCUCCAAAAGCAAGAAUUCCCGGUUGUAGUAUCCCUAUGGAUCCCUGCUCACUUAUACAUGACUUCCAACAAUCCUCUCACUAUUAUGGCUGCUGUUCAUGACUCACUUAAGGUCUCCAUGAAGAAAUGGGACUGA